Molecule: messenger RNA, 1263 nt
Organism: Ostreococcus tauri
Lineage: Eukaryota; Viridiplantae; Chlorophyta; Mamiellophyceae; Mamiellales; Bathycoccaceae
Product: Acyl-CoA N-acyltransferase
Exons: 1
Biological process (GO): regulation of DNA-templated transcription
Molecular function (GO): histone acetyltransferase activity
Source: RefSeq, a predicted model, not a curated record
GUGGACGCGACGGGUGGGACGCUGACGGCGACGGUGGCGGCGCGAAAGGGUGACGCGGCGCGCGGGGCGAUCAAGUAUUACGUGCGGUACGACGACGAGGCGCGACCGGAGUGGGUCACGGGCGAUCGCGUGCGAGAUCGGGCGCCGGAGUCGCGGACGCAGAGUGCGGCGACGACGGGGGGGAAGGAGGGGUCGAUCGCGCGUGAUGAGGCCGAUGGUGGAACGAACGGAGCGCGCGGAGGCGCGCGCGGAGGCGCGCGCGGCGGGGGGAGGGUGGAUAAGGCGAGCGCCAGCGACGCGCACGGGAAGGUGAAGCCCACGCGACGGGUGAAAUUCAUCGAGUUGGGGCGGUACGUGUGCGAUUGUUGGUACGACUCGCCGUUUCCGGAAGAGUUUACGGAUGGGGAGAAGCUCUUCGUGUGCGAUUUUUGUUUCAAGUAUCACAGAAAGCGAAAGGCAUACAUCGCGCACAAGCGCACGUGUGAGCUCAGGCGUCCGCCGGGGAACGAGGUGUACAGACAUCCGGCGCAGCCGGCGGCGAACGGGCGCGCGGCGCGCGGACAGUUGCGCAUGUUUGAGAUUGACGGUUCGAACGCGACGACGUACUGUCAGAACCUGUGCUUGAUCGCAAAGUUGUUUUUAGAUUCCAAAAUGCUGUACUAUGACGUAGGAGCGUUUUACUUUUACGUAUUGACGGAGCAAGAUUUCAACCAGGAGGGGAAACCGCUGUAUCGCAUCGUGGGAUACUUCAGUAAGGAGAAGGGACAAGUGGAGACGAAUCUGGCGUGCAUCCUCACCUUACCGCCGUAUCAAAGAAGAGGAUACGGCUUGUUCCUGAUCGAGUUCUCCUACGAGCUCUCGAGGCGAGAGGGGCGCAUCGGUACCCCCGAGCGUCCACUGAGCGAUCUCGGUUCCGUAUCCUACACAGCUUACUGGAACCGCGCACUCUCGGAGGAGCUUGACGAUUUCGUUGGAGAAAUCUCAAUCGCCGAGCUGAGCAAGAGGACGAACAUCGUCGCCAGCGACAUAGUCACCACGUUCGAGCACAAUAGUUUGGUUCGAGUCUCCGAGGACCAGUCGAGCGUCGAAAUAACCAAAGAGUACGCGGCAGAGACUGCGGCUCUUCAGCUCCAGCUUCGUAACAACGACUCGUUGCGCGUGAUCCCCGAGAAUUUGAGGUGGGAACCGCAUACGAGUUCCGUCGUCGAAGUCGCCGAGAAGCGAAGGAGGACGCGUCUAUUCCAAUCCGCCGAGAACUCUUAG